Molecule: messenger RNA, 303 nt
Organism: Microthlaspi erraticum
Lineage: Eukaryota; Viridiplantae; Streptophyta; Magnoliopsida; Brassicales; Brassicaceae
Source: the annotation of a GenBank genome assembly
AUGCUUCUUGAGUUUCAGGGAGGCGAGGAACUCUAUCGGUUCCCUAUAUGCCGGGAGAGCCUGCUUCGUGAAGUCUCCGAGCUCGAUGUAGUAGAGGAUGUCGUUGACGUCCUCCUCAAUUCCCAGCUCCUUGAUGGUUUCCUGGUGUGGGUAGCGCAUCGACAUGAACUGCAUCCUCCUCAAGAUACGGAUGCGCUCUUGGACCCCAUAAGGUCUGGGAUCAUCGAGUCAUCCAUGUCCUGGCCAGCAGUCUCCGGCCAUUUCGGACCGACACCUUUGGGCCUCCCUUUCUUUCCACUAUAG